Molecule: messenger RNA, 477 nt
Organism: Magallana angulata
Lineage: Eukaryota; Metazoa; Mollusca; Bivalvia; Ostreida; Ostreidae
Product: insoluble matrix shell protein 6-like
Exons: 6
Coding region: 1-477 (158 amino acids)
Molecular function (GO): protein binding
Source: RefSeq, a predicted model, not a curated record
AUGGCCACCAAACUUUUUGUGUUUCCUUUGGUUUUCUUAGCGGUUUCGACAUUUGUUGAAGGGGGAUAUCGAAAAGAUACAGGUGACUGCAUUUGCACAUUGGAAUUUAAUCCAGUCUGUGGUAAAGACGGCAAAACCUAUUCAAACAGUUGCUUCCUGGGAUGCGCGAAUGUCCGUAAAGCGUGUGACGGAAAAUGUCCUUGCAAACCAAAGGGAUACAGAACACCAUGGAAACCAGUAAACCCAGGAAAGUCUAGUGGCUGCAUUUGCACAUUGGAAUAUGAUCCAGUAUGUGGUAAAGACGGCAAAACCUAUUCCAACAGUUGUUUCCUGGGAUGCGCGAAUGUUGGUAAGGCGUGUGACGGAGAAUGUCCUUGCAAACCAAAGAAAUACAGAACCCCACGGAAACCCGGAAAGCCAGAUUGUUCUAAUGGAAAGUGUGGUGGACCCAAAGGCUACAAACCUAGACGACACUAA